Molecule: messenger RNA, 839 nt
Organism: Daphnia carinata
Lineage: Eukaryota; Metazoa; Arthropoda; Branchiopoda; Diplostraca; Daphniidae
Gene: Arpc4
Product: actin-related protein 2/3 complex subunit 4
Exons: 5
Coding region: 151-657 (168 amino acids)
Biological process (GO): Arp2/3 complex-mediated actin nucleation; actin filament polymerization
Cellular component (GO): Arp2/3 protein complex; actin cytoskeleton
Molecular function (GO): actin filament binding
Source: RefSeq, a predicted model, not a curated record
ACUGCUUAUGUUAUCUAAAACAAAAAUUGUGAUUUGUGACAGCUCUGGCACACCCUAUACAAUCAAAACCAGCAGAGGAUUUGAAUAAUAAGGCCCGGCUUUAUCGUUGCCCUGGUUUCUUAGAAUUUUUAACAAUUUCAGACUACAAAAAUGUCUGCAACUUUGAGGCCUUAUUUGUCAGCUGUUCGGAGCACUCUGGAAGCUGCCAUGUGUCUCGAAAACUUCUCAUCUCAAGUAGUUGAAAGACACAACAAACCAGAAGUGGAAGUUCGCACAAGCAAGGAACUGUUACUUAACCCAGUAGUCAUAUCACGAAACGAGAAGGAAAAAGUCUUGAUUGAAGCCUCCAUCAAUUCAGUUCGAAUCAGUAUUUCCAUCAAACAAGCUGAUGAAAUUGAAAAAAUUCUCUGCCACAAAUUUAUGAGGUUCAUGAUGAUGAGAGCAGAAAAUUUUAUUGUUUUAAGGCGGAAGCCUGUGGAGGGGUAUGACAUUAGUUUUCUGAUAACAAAUUUCCACACUGAAGCUAUGUACAAGCAUAAAUUAGUUGACUUUGUCAUUCACUUUAUGGAAGAGAUAGACAAAGAAAUCAGUGAAAUGAAAUUGGCCGUAAACGCACGGGCCCGUGUAUGUGCUGAAGAAUUUUUGAAGCGGUUUUAAAUCCAUGAGCUUUUUUUGGAGGAGGAACAAAAGAAUUCAAUAAGAGAAUUCCCAACUUUAUUUGCAUAAACCUAUUUGCAAGCAAGCUUAUUCAAAAUUCUUAACUUGUGUACAAUCAAGUAACUCUUUGCGUGAGUUCAUGCACAAGACCAAAGAAUAAACCAGAACAUUACCAAAAACUA